AUGGCAGCGCCCUUCCGCAUUAUCCUGCGGUCCUCUUGCAAAUGGACACCCAAAUACAGCUCCAUUCAACCACAAGCACCAAUAUUACGAAUACCCAAACGCUUCCUCUGCACCACUCACACGCGCAAGGAAGCUCGUGCAUUUCCAUCCAUCUUCAUCGCCAUCGGUCUCAUAGGCACAGCGGCAUACUACGUCCUCGCGCCGACGAGCCACAAAACCCUCAACAGCGAUUCAUUCAUCCCCUACACCAUCACCUCCCGCCAGCCCAUCUCUCCCACCUCGGCCAUCUUCACCAUUUCACCGCACCACCACGACCCUUCGCUGCCAUACUUGCUCCCCAGUUCACAAGAGUGGAAGUAUCCACUUUGGUCGGUCGAGUUCAAGCAGCCCGAGGUCCAAAUCGCCCGGCACUACACUCCUCUCCCGCCGGCAGACGGGGAAAACACCAAAGAUGGCACCCUGAGCUUCUACAUUCGCGCUAUAGGAGGUGGAGAAAUGUCUACCUAUCUAAAUAGGCUCGGUGUAGGGCGGGACGUCUACCUCCGAGGACCGCACAAGGGGUUUGAUGUGUUGAAAAGGCUAGGAGAGCAGAAGAAUGUGGUGUUCCUUGCCGGGGGCACCGGUGUAGUUCCCGGCAUGCAGGUUGCCAAGGCCGUUUUAGAGAGAGACGCCACGACAAGCGUAGAGCUGCUAUGGGCUGUACGGAAAAGGGAAGAGCUUCAACAAUGUCGUCAGGGUGGUUCGUCCAAGCCCUGGUGGAACUUUUGGAGCACUGCUGCGCCGGCCGAGUUGACGGCCGAGGUGGAAGAACCAAGCGCAAUGGGGAAGCAGCUCGCGCGGAUGAAGGCCAGGUACGGCGAACGGCUUACCAUCCGCGUGGCUGUGGACGAGGAACGCACACGGUUCACGGAAAGAGACAUUGGAGAGGCUCUGGCUAGUGGUGGGCGUGCACUGCCUAGUCCGGGAUGCCAACUCCACGAUCAAUGCCUCCAUGUGCACGCGUCUGAGUUUGAAGACCCAGAUACCAAGUGCCAGUGUUCUCCUGCUGAUAGGCCCGGAAAGAAUCUGCUCAUGGUUUCCGGCCCAGAUGGAUUCAUUGCAUAUUACGCUGGAGAUAAGAAAUGGAUCGGGGGAACACUGACGCAGGGGACGGUGGGCGGUGUUGCUGGUGUGUUGCAGAGGAAGAAUCCUGUCUUGGCUAACGAUUGGCUUGUUUUGAAGCUGUAA
Metarhizium brunneum ARSEF 3297 is the source of this 1227-nucleotide messenger RNA. It is a transcript of the gene CYC2, whose product is annotated as Cytochrome c mitochondrial import factor CYC2. Gene Ontology annotation, molecular function: oxidoreductase activity; FAD binding. The record is from RefSeq and is a predicted model, not a curated record. NCBI's taxonomy places the organism in Eukaryota, Fungi, Ascomycota, Sordariomycetes, Hypocreales, Clavicipitaceae. Gene Ontology annotation, cellular component: mitochondrion. Gene Ontology annotation, biological process: cytochrome c-heme linkage.